AUGUCUGCCGGUUGCUCCAGUGAAUGCUCUUCCCCUCGCCAUUCCAUCUUGGUGGCGCAGAAUUCAACAGCCAGCCAUUCCGAACGUCAUGUUCGAUUUACCAUCCCAAAAUUCUCGGAACACGUUUCUUUUGAACGCGAUUUCUACCGUUCCCCUGCUUCGAAUGUGUGCCGCAAAUCCAAGAAGAGCGGCAAAAUCCCAAUGGAUGAGGUUGAAAUGCUGAAGCAUGGGUUCAGAAGCGAACACGGCCAAUGCUUGACCAGCGCCAUGGAUGUGAUGGUGUCAAGUUCGAGGAGAAAUAGCGGAUUGUCAAUGCUGAUAUGA
Messenger RNA from Bursaphelenchus xylophilus (pine wood nematode), 324 nucleotides. NCBI's taxonomy places the organism in Eukaryota, Metazoa, Nematoda, Chromadorea, Rhabditida, Aphelenchoididae. The record is from the annotation of a GenBank genome assembly.